Messenger RNA from Entrophospora sp. SA101, 521 nucleotides. Lineage: Eukaryota; Fungi; Glomeromycota; Glomeromycetes; Entrophosporales; Entrophosporaceae. The record is from the annotation of a GenBank genome assembly.
AUUGUAUUCAUGCAAAUAAAAAGACUUGGGAUAAAAUUUCAACCCUUCUUGCACAAAUUGGUCCACCAGUUGAAAGUCAGAAGAAAGAUUUUGCUGUCAUUGGAACAAAUCAUUUUGAAACAAAUAAUCAGCUUUUUUCAGAAUUUAUGCGUAGAAAUGCAAAUAGAAAUAUUGAUUCAAUAGUAUCUAAAGAAAUAUUUUACAAAGGAGGUAUUUCAAAGGAAAAAAGGCCCAUAUUUUAUUUAAUUUUACGUAGGCUUGAGCCCGAUUGCAUAGAUAUGGAUCUUUUGAUGUAUCAUAUUUUACAUACUAUUGAGCCAUUUAUGAUCAAACCAUAUGAAAUUCUCAUUGACUUGACUAAAUCUGGGCAAUCUAAUGAAAUACAAUCUCAAUGGAUUCAACAAUUUAUUCUAAUUCUUCCAUUCCAUACCGUUGAUAACCUAACUACAUUAUAUUUUUAUAAUGCAAAUACAGCUUUUAGGAAUUUCUCCAAAAAAUUUCCAUAUAUCCUUUUUUUAUAA